Castor canadensis (American beaver) is the source of this 5783-nucleotide messenger RNA. RefSeq names its product kyphoscoliosis peptidase (gene Ky). Lineage: Eukaryota; Metazoa; Chordata; Mammalia; Rodentia; Castoridae. Gene Ontology annotation, biological process: muscle organ development; neuromuscular junction development. Gene Ontology annotation, cellular component: cytoplasm. The record is from RefSeq and is a predicted model, not a curated record.
CAUGGGGAUGAAGGCUCUGUAACCCGCCGGCUCCGCGCCCUCGGUGCAGGUCAGGGCUCAGCCCGGGGAUUUCCUUUCAAAGGUGACUUAGACCCGCUUGAUUAGGAUAGCGCCCUCCCGGGCGGGUCCUAAUGGCGUGUUUGGCAGAGUCAGCGAAACGCGGCGCCCAGCGGAUCGGGCGGCGAGGGAGCGCCCUCUCCCGCGCCCUCGCCCUCGCCCUCUCCCGCGCCAGGCAGCGGCGCGCACGGGGCCAUUUGCAGCGCAGGCAGCCUCGCGAGCAGCCGCGGAGCGCGGGCCGGAGGGAGGCGGCACCAUGGAGCUGAAGAAGGACAGCAACGCUGUGUCCAUCGACAUGCUGCUGAUCGUGCACUCGGAGAAGCGGCGCGCCGCGCAGGGCAAGCUCUUGGACCCGCAGGCGGACCCUGGCGCGCUGCGGCAGCGCCGAGGAGGAUUCCAAGGUGUCGGAAACGGAAUCCGGAAAUGGCAGAAAUUAGAAGGAAAUGACUUUCAUGGAAACGUGGCACAGAAGCAGCAUCCUCAGCAGCCCCAGGUCAUCACUUCCUAUGACAACCAAGGGACACAGUUGACUGUAGAGGUGCACCCCCAAGACUCCAUGCCUCAGUUUCUCAAGAAGUUCUCCUUGGCUAAACGUUUGCAAGGUGAUAAAAAUGGAAACAUGAGACCCCGCCAGCCUGGAGGGAAAGAUGCCCAUGCCUACCCUUGGGACAGGUCCAGUCUGAAAUCCAUGCCCCUGGACCUGCAGCAGUUUGAAAAACUAGACACCUAUGCUUCACAGGUGACGGUCAAAAGUGGCCUUGAUGAGCUGGUGAGUGACCUGCUCCAGGAAGCCCACAGUGAUCUGGAAAGAGUCCGUGCCAUCUGGAUCUGGAUCUGCCACCACAUAGAGUAUGAUGUCGAGGCUGCCCAGGAGAAAGACCGCCAGGCCUUCAAACCCACUGACAUCCUACGAACACAGAAGACCAAUUGUGAUGGCUACGCUGGCCUCUUUGAAAGAAUGUGCAGGAUCGCUGGUGUACAGUGCAUGACGGUGCCUGGGUACUCUAAGGGCUUUGGCUACCAGACUGGGCAGAGUUUCACUGGAGAGUUUGACCAUGCCUGGAAUGCUGUGUUCCUGGAGGGGAGAUGGCACCUGCUGGACAGCACCUGGGGCAGUGGCCUGGUGGACACGGCCACAUCCAAAUUCACCUUCCUCUACAACGAAUUCUACUUCCUCACACAUCCUGCACUGUUCAUUGAGGACCAUUUCCCAGACAACAAGAACUGGCAACUGCUGAAACCUCCCCAGUCUCUGAGGCAAUUUGAGAACAACAUGUAUCACAAGAGUGAAUUCUACAACAAGGGGAUGCUGAGUGCCCACCCAGAUACUUCCAUGAUCCGAACAGUGAAUGGGAAGGCCACAGUCUCCAUUGAGAGCUGUGCUCCAACACUGUUCAUGUUUAUGCUCAAUGGCAAGCAGGAACAUGGGCUGCUGAGCCUCAGGAAGAAUGGGAUGAAACUGGAGGUGUAUCCCCCAACCAUGGGCACCCACAAGCUGCAGAUCUUCGCCAAAGGUAACUCUGACAUCUACAGCUCAGUGCUGGAGUACACACUCAAGUGCAACUACGUGGACCUGGGUGUCCGACUGCCAGCUGAGCUUCACCAGCCGGUGGGCCCCAGCUGGUUCUCAGAGCAGAUGGGCAUCAUGAAGCCCUCCCACCCUGACCCAAUCAUCCACACCACUGAUGGACGCUGUUCCAUCAGCUUUGGUGUGGAGGAGGGCAUCAGCGUCCUAGCGUCUCUACAUGGAGACGAUGGCCCCAUCACCGAGGAGACACAACGACGCUACAUCUUCCAGCUGCAUCGAGAGAAGCGGACAGAGUUGAAAGUCCAGCUGCCGCAGGCCGGCAAGUUUGCCCUGAAGAUCUUUGUGAAGAAGAGACAGGAACAAGGCAAUUACAUCUUUGUCUUCAACUACCUCCUGUGCUGCACCAACACCAAGGUGAACUGGCCCAUGUUCCCCGAGAGCUUUGGCAACUGGGGGCAGAACAAUGAGCUGCUGGAGCCUCUGUCGGGCGUGCUUCCUGCCAAUCGGAAUGUUCCAUUCAAACUGAAGCUGCAUGGUAUCGCCAAAGCCCUGGUGAAGGGGCAGGACACAUGGCCCUUGACCUUGAACCACGAGGGCUACUGGGAGGGCAGUUGCAGCACUGCUGGCUGCCAAGAAGUCUAUGUCAUGGUGCUGGAGAAUGCUAACCACAACUUCUACUCCUACAUCCUGAAGUACCAAGUCAAUGCUGAAUGAAGGCCUGCAUCCCAUCCUCACACUCUCCCUGAGGCCCAAGGGAAGUGCAGAAAGCCCUGGACACCAUUGAUCUGCAUGAAAUCACUUCUAGGCCUCUGCCUCAGUCUCCCUGCUACUGCAGGCUCUAAAUGUUUGUAUUCUAAAGGCUUCACUCAGUGUGGCCAUGGCUGAAGGGACAGAGACAAAGGCCCUUUAGAAGAAAAAGGUGCUAUGUAAAUCCAAGGUAUUGUGAACUGUACGCCAGUGCCCAGAUGCCCCAUUAGGAAUUAGUAUCAGUGCUGUUGUUGUUGUUGUAUGGUUGGUGUGGAAAAGGAGGGAUAUCAUCCAGGCUGAAAGCUUAGACAUGAUGCUUAGAGAACUGUCCCUGCCACAGAGGAGCUGAGUCACCUUUGAACCUGAGAGCCCCUUCCAAGUAGUGCACAGUGUUUCCCACAAUUCCUGGAUCCCAGGGAUGUUGGAUCUGACCAUCUUCCACAUUCCUGCUGCCUCUUCAUUAGCCACUUUCUACUCUUCAAAAACCCUGGAAAAAAACAAGGUGUUGAGAAGAAGCUAGCUGUCCCAUUUCUGGCUGGAGGCUCAGCAUCUCCCAUCCCUUUGGGUAGCCAGGAUGUGAUAACAAGAGCACAAAGCAGCCAGUGUGCACCCAUGGGUGUCCUGGGCGGGGGCCUGGGGAUCAAUGGCACUGAAGGAUGUCCUGCAACCUGAGUCUAAGGCUGAAAGGUCCCUGAUGCAGUACUCCUUCCUGUGUUCAGCCUGUAGCCUGAGGAUACCCUCCUGGCCUUCCUAGGAGCUGAGCCCAGGGCCUGGCCUCACCUGCACUGGGUUCUCCAAACACCUCCAGGCCUGUCAAGGAUCCUGAUUGGUAACCCUGAACAGAUAACCUGGCCCUGGGUAGAGAGAUGAGGUGAGUGAACAGUGAGACAGCAGCAGUGCUGGAGAUACCCCUGUUAAUGGGGCUUUGCCUACUCCCAGGGUCCCUACCAAUGAAGCCAGGCUGGGGGGACCAUCACCUGCUGGGAGCAAUUUUUGUGCUGGUCCCUCAGAAAAGUCUGUCCCAUCUCCCUUCCUGUCUUUCUCUGAGAUGAGAAACACCACCUCUCCCGAAUCUAUGUCUAUGUCCCCUUCUGUGAGGACAGUUUGGGGCCCCUUGCUUGCUCAGGCCUGUCCCAAGAAGCCUCAGCUGCCCAACUCACCCCAGGCAGCACCUGAGGCUGGCGUUGCCAUAGCAAUAGUGGAAAGACAAGCUGCUGGGAGGAGAGGACUGAGACAGACAGGCCACUGCCACACCAUUCUGGCACAUAGACACACUCCGGGUGGUGCCUGCCAAACUCCUGGGUCCUUCUACUCUGCUCCCCCUGCCUAUCUCAGGGUACCCAUCCCUGAGAGCUGGCAGUGCCUUGCCUCUCCCUGAUGGAUUCUCCAUGUGCCCACCAGGCUCAGCUGUAGCCCAGGAUGGUCAUAGCCUCCUUCUCUGCCUUCAUCCUCACAUCUGUAUCCUCAACAAAUGCCCAUGGGUCACUUAGAAAGCUCCAGGCCCUGAGUUAAAUGCUGGGGCUACAGAGAUGAACCAAAGGAUCCCAGCCACUGCCACGGAGAGCUCAGGUGGGUGGCCAGGAGCCAGAAACUUUUCCUGCCCUGACCUGUCUCAAGUUUCAGCCUCCCAGAAGUUCAGUCCAUCAUCCCUUGGGGCCCCUCCCCCGUAGAUUCCCACUGCCACCCAACAUGGACCUGGCCCAGGGCUGGGUUAUGGGGCACCCAGCCUUCACCAGACUGGGGGCCUCAAACUGGAGGGACAUAUGCCCUGAGGGGCUGAGCUGCCCUGGCCUGUGUCCAGUACCCUCUGACAGGCUUGGCCACCCAGCACUGUGUCAUUCAUGCAAGAAAAAUGCACAAAGGCCCAGAAGCCAUAACUGCUGGGCACCACCACGAGGGGAUCAAGGGGCAUGUUUACACCCCGAAAAAAAAAAGAAAAGGCCUUUUUGACACCUUUGAUUUCAUGGGCUGAAAAAAAUGAGCUGUUUCAUCAAAAUAGUAAGUGCCUUCUUUGGAUCCACACUGGCCAUCAAGCUGGCCCUGCAGAAAAUGACUGUAUCCUAUAAUUAAUCAAUACAUUCUGGAGCAUGUCCAGGAUGCCACCCAGCAAAACAGGAUCUGUCCCCAACACCAGAGAGGGAGGCCUGGCCUGUCAAAACAUCCGCCUGCCCCUCCCUCCUCGUUUAACCAGCAGCCCCUUUGUAAAGACAGCUGUAGGCGCAGUCAGAAAAUCACCUGCAUUUCUUUCCACUGAAGUAAAAAUACAUGAAACAAAAUCCAAUCUUCAUGAAUUUUUACACGCAUGCUGCUCAGGCUAGAAAUUUGGGGUCGCAUUUUUGAAGGCUUUUAUUCAAAUCCGCAUCUUUGUCUCCUGGUCCACGGGUACCAGUCGCCGAUGGAAUGGCAAGGGCUCCGCCUGGUGGCCGAGGUGCGGAGCUGCCGACGCCGCAAACCUCUGCGAGGUUGAAUUCAUCCCUCCCCUCCUCCCCAAAGCUAUUUUACGCAAACUUGAAAAAUUGCUGUUCAGAUGUUUAUGUUAAAAUCACUGGGUGCUUUCUCGUGCUUUCUCCAGCGUUUCCGCGUGUGUACACCCAGCACAGUCUUGUUCGUGCACAAGCUGUGAGGGGAGCCUAAGGGACUUCCUUGGCGUGGUGAGAAAACAUGGAAUGUGAUAAGAAUGAUGAGGGUUUUGCCUGGAAAUCCCUUCUGACACAGAAACCCUGGACAAAGGUCUGGAUGGGCCAGCUUUGCGCACACUCAUUGCCAUGUCAUGACGGACUGAAACUGAUCAAACUCAACGUUGACCAUCGAGCCCCAGGACGGGUGCCAGGGUGCAGGAGGGUGAGGUCUAGGGCACAGGGCUGCAAUUAACUUCUUUUCGGCUUACUUCAGAAGCUCCAGCAGCACAGCUGGACUCUGUUUUCAGUCUGAUUGUCAUCGUCCUGAGUUCCCCAUGUUACAUUGUCCCACCAGGACAAACUUCUCAUGGCCUGCUGAGAUGAAAGAGAAACGCACAGGUUAACUGAAGCAUGAAGGAUUUAGGCUAGACGUAAAGAACUAUUCCCUAUUGUUAAGCAGAAGGGACACAUUGUCAAGAAAGUUUGUGAAGUUCUCUUCCCAAAGGACUUGAAAAGGGGAAAAGGAGUUUUCCCAGGUGGCUUGGUGGUUUCUAAUUAAUUCCUGAAAUCCUACCGGUUCACCUGCAGCAAGCACAGGGUUAACAGUAUUACCACCACAUGGCUUGGUUUUGGCAAAGAUUUCAAAGGUGGUGUGCAUCUGUGGCCCACAUCAGUUUAUCUGAGGUCUGUAAUUUCUUUUCAUUUGGAAUAAGUAGCUGGAAACCUGAAGAGGUGAUAAUUUCUCGUAAUGUGUGCACUGAGUUGUGUGGGCCAGUGGCUGUUGAAUAUGCUUUCCCCACAUUGUGUUGUUUUUCAAUAAAAUUUAUAUUCAU